This is a messenger RNA of Budorcas taxicolor (takin), 987 nucleotides long. It is a transcript of the gene AWAT1, whose product is annotated as acyl-CoA wax alcohol acyltransferase 1. The transcript is spliced from 7 exons. Gene Ontology annotation, cellular component: endoplasmic reticulum membrane. NCBI's taxonomy places the organism in Eukaryota, Metazoa, Chordata, Mammalia, Artiodactyla, Bovidae. The record is from RefSeq and is a predicted model, not a curated record. Gene Ontology annotation, biological process: lipid metabolic process. Gene Ontology annotation, molecular function: long-chain-alcohol O-fatty-acyltransferase activity. The coding region runs from base 1 to 987 and encodes 328 amino acids.
AUGCCUUGUUUCAAGCAGCCUAAGCACUUCCAGAGUCUGCUACUUCUGCACUGGCCCCUGAGCUACCUUGGCAUAUUUUGGAUCUUGCAGCCACUGGCCAUUUACCUACUGUUUACAUCCUGGUGGCCACUACCAGCCCUUUACUUUGCCUGGUUUCUCCUGGACUGGAAGACCCCAGAGCAAGGUGGCAGGCGAUCGGCCUGGGUAAGGAACUGGUGUGCCUGGACCCACAUCAGGGACUAUUUUCCCAUUUCCAUCCUGAAGACUAAAGAUCUAUCACCUGAGCACAACUAUCUCAUGGGAGUUCACCCCCAUGGCCUCUUGACCUUCGGCGCCUUCUGUAACUUCUGCACUGAGGCCACAGGCUUCUCGAAGAUCUUUCCAGGCAUCACUCCCCAUCUGGCCACGCUGUCCUGGUUCUUCAAGAUCCCCUUUAUUAGGGACUACCUCAUGGCCAAAGGUGUGUGCUCCGUGAGUCAGCCAGCUAUUGACUACCUGCUGAGCCAUGACACUGGCAACCUUGUGGGCAUUGUAGUUGGAGGAGUGGGAGAGGCCCUGCAGAGUGUGCCCAACACCACCAGGCUCAUCCUCCAGAAGCGCAAGGGCUUUGUGCGCAUGGCACUCCAGCAUGGGGCUCAUCUGGUCCCCACCUACACUUUUGGAGAAACUGAGGUGUAUGAUCAGGUGCUGUUCCAUAAGGACAGCUUUAUGUACAAGUUCCAGAGCUACUUCCGCCAGAUACUUGGUUUCUAUUUUUGCAUCUUCUAUGGACGAGGCUUCCGCCAAGGCUCCACUGGGCUCCUGCCGUACCCGCUGCCUAUCGUCACUGUGGUGGGGGAGCCUCUGCCUCUGCCCAAAAUCGAAAAACCAAGCCAGGAGAUGGUGGACAAAUACCACACCCUCUAUAUGAAGGCCCUGACCAAACUGUUUGAUCAGCACAAGACCCAGUACGGCUGCCCAGAGACCCAAAAGCUGCUUUUCCUGUGA